AUGUCUGAAACCAGUCACGUUUAUCCCACUUAUGUCCCGUCCGAGUCACUUGUCCAAGACCUGAAAGACUUCAUCUGUCGCAACGAUGAACGCCUUACCAAAUUCAACAAUGCCGUUGAGACCGCAGUCGAGGAUGCUCCGCGUGACAUGGGGGCUGAAGGAAUCUCAACCUUGGACAAUUUCCUUCAAUACUGUGAUGAUUUGCUGAGAUGGGUCCCGAAGGUGUCAUCCACUGGCGACGAAAUGCUACGAAAGAUCUUGGUCUUUUACUGGGUCAUCGAUCAGCCGGAAGUUCGGGAUCUGCAGACUCCAAUCAGUCCAGAGAACUCCAACACCGAUCUCAACUGGCUAUCUUAUUGGCUGGUGUGCUUUGCUAGGCAGCAGGGUCAGUAUUUAAGCACGCCUGAGUCUGCAGCCGCCGUGUACACAUUCUACAUCAACGACAAGUACAAUAAGGAAGCAAAGAAAUGGGAAGAGCCCAAGGAUGGCUGGCUGUCAUUCAACCAUUGGUUUGCACGCCGCUGGAAAAAUAUAAACCGAGCUCGUCCAGUUGCGAGCCCCAAUAAUCCCAAUGUGAUUGUGCACCCGGCAGACUCGAUUUAUGAUGGUAGCUGGCCCAUCGAGAAUGGUAUUGUCGAAAUCAAGAUUAAAGGAGUCGAAAUCAGCUGGCCUAUCAAAGACUUGCUUCGAGUCCAGGACAACGACACUACUUGGAACCAAGGACAGUUCAUGCAUGCUUUCUUGGGUCCCAGUGAUUACCAUCGCCAGCACUCUCCCGUGACCGGCAAGGUGGUUGAAGUACGAAAGAUUCAAAAUCAAGUCUAUCUGCAGGUCGCGCAAAAACAAGGCGAGGACACCAUCUUCGCAGAUAGAGCCAUUCUCCGUGCCCCUGAAGAAGUCGAGCGCCGAAAGGGAGCUCGAAUCCAAAGCAAUGAGGACUUGGAUGCCCCCGACGAAGCCGGAUAUCAAUGGUGCCAAACCAGGGGGCUUAUUAUCAUCGACACUGCCGGUUACGGAAAUCACGGGAAAGUUGCUAUCCUUCCCAUUGGAAUGGCCCACGUUUCGUCCGUUGUCAUGUGUGUCAAUAAGGACGAUGUGGUAAAGAAAGGGGACACGAUCUCCUACUUCCAAUUUGGUGGCUCAGACUGCGUCGUCGUCUUUGAGAAACAAGUCCGGUUCAGGGAGGACCUAGUUCCUGGAAAAACCAAGAUACUUGUUAGAGAAAAAUUGGCUACCUUCGAGUGA
Messenger RNA from Penicillium egyptiacum, 1245 nucleotides. NCBI's taxonomy places the organism in Eukaryota, Fungi, Ascomycota, Eurotiomycetes, Eurotiales, Aspergillaceae. The record is from the annotation of a GenBank genome assembly.